ACUUUAGCAGAACUUCAUUUAUCAUGCGCCAUCCCAAUAAACCUGGCAAAAAUCUAUAACGGUGCAUUUGUGGCCUGUUUCGGGAGAAAGAGAAUUUGUUAGCAAAGGAUGGCAACAGAUGAUCAGGAGGUGCCUGAAGGAUCUGUCCAGAACAUACUAAGCCAAGAGACCCUCAAGUGGGUCUUCGUCGGAGGCAAAGGCGGUGUCGGGAAAACCACUUGCAGUUCCAUUCUCUCGAUCCUUCUGUCUAGGGUCAGAUCGUCUGUAUUGAUCAUAUCCACUGACCCAGCUCACAAUCUGAGCGAUGCUUUUCAACAGCGUUUCACCAAGGCCCCCACUUUGGUCAAUGGCUUCAACAAUUUAUACGCUAUGGAAGUCGAUCCUAAUGUUGAAAACGAGGACGUAGGCGGAAAUGAUGGAGUGGACAGUGUGUUUUCUGAGCUAGCGAAUGCAAUUCCUGGAAUCGAUGAGGCUAUGAGUUUUGCAGAAAUGUUGAAAUUGGUGCAAACGAUGGAUUACUCUGUUAUUGUAUUUGAUACGGCUCCAACUGGUCAUACACUCCGGUUAUUACAAUUUCCAUCAACUUUAGAGAAGGGGCUUCAAAAAAUGAUGUCUUUGAAAAGUAAAUUUGGUGGGUUAUUAAGCCAGAUGACCCGAAUGUUUGGCGUUGAAGAAGAAUUUGGUGAAGAUGCCCUUUUGGGAAGGCUUGAGGGCAUGAAAGAUGUGAUUGAGCAAGUGAAUAGGCAAUUCAAAGACCCAGAUAUGACAACCUUUGUCUGUGUUUGCAUCCCGGAAUUUCUCUCACUCUAUGAAACAGAGAGAUUGGUGCAGGAACUUACCAAAUUUGAGAUAGAUACACAUAAUAUUAUCAUUAACCAAGUACUUUAUAAUGAAGAAGGUGUUGAAUCUAAAUUGCUCAAAGCAAGAAUGCGGAUGCAACAAAAGUACCUUGAUCAGUUCUACAUGUUGUAUGAUGACUUCCACAUCACCAAAUUGCCAUUAUUGCCAGAAGAGGUUACUGGGGUUGAAGCUCUGAAAGCUUUCUCAAGUCAUUUUGCGACACCAUAUCAGCCUUCCACAGGUGGAGGCACAGUGGAAGAGUUGGAACGAAAGAUAGAUGCCCUAAAGCAGCAAUUGACAGAUGCUGAAGAAGAAUUAGAGAAACUCCGGAAAGGAAAGCAGAUUGCCUAAUUGCGACCAUUCACCCAUUUUUCUUGAGAUUACAAUAAAAUGGCAUCCGCUUACUUCAACUGCAAGAGAAGUGGAUCCCAUAUUUCACUUUUGAAUGAUGUUCUGUUUAGAUUGAUUAAUCUUGUGUUUUUUCUGUGGUAGAUUAAUUUAUAUAUGGAUGUUUUUUUGUACCCUCUUCACAAUAAGCGGGAUUUUAUUGUUAUUAUUAAUAUUAUUGUCAAAGAUAAAGAUUUCAUUUUGAAACUGAA
Molecule: messenger RNA, 1439 nt
Organism: Manihot esculenta (cassava)
Lineage: Eukaryota; Viridiplantae; Streptophyta; Magnoliopsida; Malpighiales; Euphorbiaceae
Product: ATPase GET3A
Exons: 7
Coding region: 109-1191 (360 amino acids)
Biological process (GO): post-translational protein targeting to endoplasmic reticulum membrane
Cellular component (GO): GET complex
Molecular function (GO): ATP binding; ATP hydrolysis activity
Source: RefSeq, a predicted model, not a curated record